This is a messenger RNA of Ipomoea triloba (trilobed morning glory), 1383 nucleotides long. RefSeq names its product GDSL esterase/lipase At3g26430-like. The coding region runs from base 39 to 1199 and encodes 386 amino acids. The record is from RefSeq and is a predicted model, not a curated record. Gene Ontology annotation, molecular function: hydrolase activity, acting on ester bonds. Lineage: Eukaryota; Viridiplantae; Streptophyta; Magnoliopsida; Solanales; Convolvulaceae. The transcript has 5 exons.
CCAAAAGCAUAAUGGAUAUUGCCUGAGAACUUUAAUCAAUGGAAUCUUGCAAAUAUGAAGCUUUUGUCUGCUUGCUACUCUCAGUAGCAUUACUACUCCCAUUCAAAACAGUCGUUUGUUCCAGUAGCUGCACUUUUCCGGCCAUUUUCAACUUCGGCGACUCCAACUCCGACACCGGCGGUCUCUCUGCCGCGUUUGGCCAGGCUCCCCCGCCCAACGGGGAAACUUUUUUUGGUGCCCCCGCCGGCCGUUUUUGCGACGGCCGCCUCAUUCUUGAUUUCAUCGCUGAAAGCUUGCGGUUAAAUCGUCUACAUGCGUUUCUUGAUUCUGUGGGUUCUAAUUUCAGCCAUGGGGCUAAUUUUGCAACUGCUGGAUCGACUAUCAGGCCUCAGAACACCACCAUUUCACAGAGUGGGUAUAGCCCAAUCUCAUUGGAUGUUCAGUCUGUUCAAUUCUCAGACUUCAAGACAAGAUCUCAGGAAUUCAUGCAAACAGAGAGUAUAUUUCGGAAUUUGUUGCCAAAGGAGGAUGACUUUUCUGGGGCAUUAUACACCUUUGAUAUUGGGCAGAAUGAUCUCACAGCUGGGUACAAACUCAACAUGUCAACCGAACAAGUCAAGGCAUAUGUUCCUGAUCUUGUAGCUCAAUUCUCCAAUGCAAUCAAGAAUGUGUAUGCACGGGGAGGAAGGGCGUUUUGGAUACACAACACAUGCCCCGCAGGUUGCCUACCGUAUGUUAUGGACCGGUUUCCUGUCACAGCAGCUCAAAUCGACGAGUUUGGAUGUGCCACCCCCUUCAAUGAAGUUUCAAAGUACUUCAAUCUAAGGCUAAAACAAGCCGUGGUAGAGCUCAGGAAAGAACUCCCAUCGGCUGCAAUCACAUACGUAGACAUUUACUCUGUCAAGUACUCCCUCAUCACUCGUGCAACGAAGCUAGGCUUUGAGAACCCGUUCUUGACUUGCUGUGGUCACGGUGGGAAGUAUAACUAUAACAGGUCAAACAAAUGUGGAAGCAAGAAGAUUGUGAAUGGGAAAGAGAUAGUGACCGCGAAGUCUUGCAAAGAUCCAUCAGCUCGGGUUAGUUGGGACGGGGCUCACUUCACCGAAGCAGCUAACAAAUGGAUAUUUAACCAGAUCGUGAAUGGUUCGUUUUCAGACCCUCCACUGCCUUUGCACUUGGCUUGUCAGAGGAUGGAAUAACUACUACUUCUAUCAUAGGGGUUUAGAAUUGAGUAGAAGUAUUAAUAAUUUGAAGUGCAAGUUAGAGAUGGUUUGUUUAGGCAAGUGUAAGUUCAUUCUCUCAAUUACAUAUUUACAUGUCAUUGCAUGUAUGUCUCUUAAUUAUUCACCAAGAUAGCUAUUUUCAGCUCUUCGACUUAGAUUA